AUGGCCAAAUACGAGGACUACUUCCAUGUAAUGCUCGCAUUGGCGAGCUUAGCUCACUAUGCAGUGGUCGCAUCCCCAGGAACACCACUACCUGGCCUAGCUUUCCUCCAUAUAGGACGAGCCAUGUCUAAACUCAGACAUAGACUGGCCAGUCCAGACGCUCGGCCUGACGAUGGCGUUAUACUCACCAUACUUCAGCUGGCUAUGUUCGAAAGGGGUCUCGGAAACGAUGUCGCCUCCAAGGCUCACAAAGUGCAAGUCAAUCAAAUGGUGGCUUCUCGGGGCGGUAUUGACCACUUGGGACUCAAGAGCUCCGUGCGAGCGACGUUAACAAUGUGA
Cladophialophora psammophila CBS 110553 is the source of this 339-nucleotide messenger RNA. RefSeq lists its product as uncharacterized. The record is from RefSeq and is a predicted model, not a curated record. NCBI's taxonomy places the organism in Eukaryota, Fungi, Ascomycota, Eurotiomycetes, Chaetothyriales, Herpotrichiellaceae. The transcript has a single exon. Bases 1 to 339 code for a protein of 112 amino acids.